Molecule: messenger RNA, 685 nt
Organism: Ochotona princeps (American pika)
Lineage: Eukaryota; Metazoa; Chordata; Mammalia; Lagomorpha; Ochotonidae
Gene: TMEM203
Product: transmembrane protein 203
Exons: 1
Coding region: 69-479 (136 amino acids)
Biological process (GO): intracellular calcium ion homeostasis
Cellular component (GO): endoplasmic reticulum
Source: RefSeq, a predicted model, not a curated record
GGAAGUGACGCGCCGCGCGGCUGGCGGGCGAGGCCGGUCGGCGGGCCGCCCGGGGCGGGCGCGCGGCCAUGCUGUUCUCGCUGCGGGAGCUGGUGCAGUGGCUGGGCUUCGCGCCCUUCGAGGUCUUCGUGCACCUGCUGGCCCUGCUGGUGUUCUCCGUGCUGCUGGCGCUGCGCGUGGACGGGCUGGCGCGCGGCCUGUCGUGGUGGGCCGCCUUCGCGCCGCUGUUCGCGGCCGACGGGCUGAGCGCCUACUUCACCACCAUCGUGGCGGUGCGCCUGUUCCAGGACGGCGAGCGGCGGCUGGCCGUGCUGCGCCUCUUCUGGGUGCUCACCGUGCUCAGCCUCAAGUUCGUCUUCGAGAUGCUGCUGUGCCAGAAGCUGGCCGAGCAGGCGCGCGAGCUGUGGUUCGGCCUCAUCGCGUCGCCCGUCUUCAUCCUGCUGCAGCUGCUCAUGGUGCGCGCCUGCAGGGUCAACUAGCGCCCGGCGUGGAGUGGAGCCCUCGGCCGCGGGCACGGACCCAGGAGCCCAGGCCAGCGCCCUGAAGAGCCGGCCCGCCCGAGACCGAGUGCCGCGGCCGCCCCGGGCCCCCGGCAGGAGCUGCGGGGACACCCAGCCCUAGGACCGCGCGCCUUUGCGCUCGACGAUGGCCGAGAUCCAAUAAAAUGUUCAGUGUUCCCCCGGGA